UCGGUGUGUUUAUCUCUCGAGUUGUGUGCCGUGUUGUCGUCCCGGAUCGGGAAGAAAAAUAUGUUGAAAAUGUCAGGAAAAUUAAUCCUGGCCUUGCUCGUAGCGAUUUCCGUGUCGCUGAGCUUUGUCACUUGCCAAUACAGAUCUAAAAACAGCUCUCCGUUGCCGGAUCGUGUGAAGCAGCUUACAGAGAUGUCGAUGAAAAGACCGCUUCUUAAGUUCAAUACAGCCAAAUUUAAGGAAUACAUCAGAGCAACGCCUAGAAAUUAUUCUGUCAUAGUGCUGUUUACAGCUCCUGCAAAGCUUUGUCAAAUUUGCGUGCAUGCAAGCUAUGAGUUUACAAUAUUGGCCAACUCCUUUCCCCAUUCUCAGUCAUACUCGAACAAGCUGUUCUUUGCUUCUGUUGACUAUGAUGAGAGUCCUGAGGUUUUCCAAAUGCUAAAAUUAAAUUCUGCACCAGUGUACGUUCACUUCCCACCAAAGGGCAAACCCAAGCCAGCUGACACUAUGGACAUUCAGAGAGUAGGAUUAGCAGCUGAAGUUAUUUCUAAAUGGGUCUUUGAGCGUACCGAUAUUCAGAUCCGUGUAUUCAGACCACCAAGCUAUUCUGGCACAGUUGCUGUUGUUAUGCUUCUCGUUCUUAUUGGAGGUUUCUUGUACCUGAGGCGCAAUAACCUUGAUUUUAUUUAUAACAAAACUUUAUGGGGUCUUGCAGCUCUGUUCUUUACCCUUACAAUGAUUUCUGGUCAAAUGUGGAAUCACAUCAGAAGUCCACCAUAUAUGUAUAAAUCACCUAAUGGUAAUUCUAUAUACAUCCAUGGAUCUUCACAAGGCCAAUUUGUUUUAGAGACUUAUAUCAUUUUGAUUUUAAAUGGAGCAGUUGUCUUAGGCAUGAUUCUCAUGACUGAAGCAGCUUCGCGCAAAGGUGACGUGAAAAAACGAAGAACAUUUACCACAAUUGGAGCAAUUCUAGUUCUUGUAUUUUUCAGUCUGAUUCUUUCCAUAUUCAGAAGUAAAGCUCAAGGAUAUCCGUAUAUUAUUUUCAACUGGCAGUCAUUAUUUCAGUAAUUUUCCAUCUCAGCCCAAACACUAAUGAUGUAGUCAACUGAUGUUGUGUAAAUGGUUGUGUACUUUCAGGUAAAGAAAGAUCAUAAUUAUACCGGACUUCAUGACUUCAUCAUCUACUAAGAAUCUUAUUGUUAUACUUGCUUGUAUUUUAAUACUAUUUUGUAAAGAAAAGUAAUUUAUAACUAAGUUGCAAUAAGAAUUCCGCAAUGUCUUUUUGUGCUAGCAUUGUAAAUUCAUGACCAGAGAAUGGUUGAUAGUGUGGAUAUAUAAAAUUUUUUUUGA
Copidosoma floridanum is the source of this 1350-nucleotide messenger RNA. It is a transcript of the gene Ostgamma, whose product is annotated as oligosaccharide transferase gamma subunit. NCBI's taxonomy places the organism in Eukaryota, Metazoa, Arthropoda, Insecta, Hymenoptera, Encyrtidae. The record is from RefSeq and is a predicted model, not a curated record. Gene Ontology annotation, cellular component: oligosaccharyltransferase complex.